Molecule: messenger RNA, 28511 nt
Organism: Oryctolagus cuniculus (rabbit)
Lineage: Eukaryota; Metazoa; Chordata; Mammalia; Lagomorpha; Leporidae
Source: RefSeq, a predicted model, not a curated record
GGAGGAGGAGAGGGAGCCGAGCGACCAUUUAAAGCGAUAGCAAUCCCUGCCCUCUCCCAGAGCCGGGCUGUCGGAGAGCGCGAGCGGCCAGCCGGGGAGCGAGCGCGGCGCGCUGGCCAGCGACCCCGAGAGCGCCAGGUGCCCCAGGCUGGCAGGCGCCGCGGGACCCCCGAGCCUCGCCGGCCGCCCCUCCCUGGGCGCCCCCGUGCCGCGCGCCUGCGGGCACCCCUGGGCUUCCCCGGAGCCGCGCACCCCGAGGGGCCCAGAGCUCGGCGCGCCCGCCACGGUCCCCUCCAGCGCCGCCGCCGCAGCCGCAGCCCGGGCAGCAUGGUCCGGCUGGGCAAGCUGUUGGGCGUCCUGACUCGGAUGGAGUUCCCCUGCUGCGUGCUGGAGGUGCUCCUGUGCGCGCUGGCGGCGGCGGCGCGCGGCCAGGAGAUGUACGCCCCGCACUCGAUCCGGAUCGAGGGGGACGUCACCCUCGGGGGGCUGUUCCCCGUGCACGCCAAGGGUCCCAGCGGAGUGCCCUGCGGCGACAUCAAGAGGGAGAACGGGAUCCACAGGCUGGAGGCGAUGCUCUACGCCCUGGACCAGAUCAACAGCGAUCCCAGCCUGCUGCCCAACGUGACGCUGGGCGCGCGGAUCCUGGACACUUGUUCCAGGGACACUUACGCGCUGGAGCAGUCGCUCACUUUCGUCCAGGCGCUCAUCCAAAAGGACACCUCCGACGUGCGCUGCACCAACGGCGAGCCCCCGGUGUUCGUCAAACCCGAGAAAGUAGUCGGAGUGAUUGGGGCUUCGGGGAGUUCGGUGUCCAUCAUGGUAGCCAACAUCCUGAGGCUUUUCCAGAUCCCUCAGAUCAGCUACGCGUCCACGGCACCCGAGCUCAGUGACGACCGGCGCUACGACUUCUUCUCCCGCGUGGUCCCGCCCGAUUCCUUCCAAGCCCAGGCCAUGGUGGACAUUGUGAAGGCCCUGGGCUGGAACUACGUGUCUACCCUUGCGUCUGAAGGAAGUUACGGGGAGAAAGGUGUGGAAUCCUUCACUCAGAUUUCCAAAGAGGCAGGUGGCCUCUGCAUCGCCCAGUCUGUGAGAAUCCCCCAGGAGCGCAAAGACAGAAGCAUUGACUUUGAUCGAAUUAUCAGACAGCUCCUGGACACCCCCAACUCCAGGGCCGUGGUGACUUUUGCCAACGAUGAAGAUAUAAAGCAGAUCCUUGCAGCCGCCAAGAGAGCUGACCAAGUGGGCCAUUUUCUCUGGGUGGGAUCGGACAGCUGGGGAUCCAAAGUGAACCCACUGCACCAGCACGAAGAUAUUGCAGAAGGCGCCAUCACCAUUCAGCCCAAGCGAGCAACCGUGGAAGGGUUCGAUGCUUACUUCACAUCCCGCACGCUUGAGAACAACAGAAGAAACGUGUGGUUUGCUGAGUACUGGGAGGAAAACUUCAACUGCAAGUUGACGAUCAGUGGGUCCAAAAAGGAAGACACGGACCGCAAGUGCACAGGACAGGAGAGAAUUGGGAAAGAUUCCAACUAUGAGCAGGAGGGUAAGGUUCAGUUUGUGAUUGACGCCGUCUAUGCCAUGGCUCACGCCCUUCACCAGAUGAACAAGGAUCUCUGUGCCGACUACCGGGGUGUCUGUCCGGAGAUGGAGCAGGCUGGAGGCAAGAAGUUGCUGAAGUACAUUCGCAAUGUUAACUUCAAUGGUAGCGCUGGCACCCCAGUGAUGUUUAAUAAGAACGGAGAUGCACCUGGGCGUUACGACAUCUUCCAGUACCAGACGACAAACACCACCAACCCCGGUUACCGUCUGAUUGGGCAGUGGACAGAUGAACUUCAGCUCAACAUAGAGGAUAUGCAGUGGGGUAGAGGAGUCCGGGAAAUCCCCCCUUCUGUGUGCACACUGCCGUGUAAGCCUGGACAAAGGAAGAAGACACAAAAGGGGACCCCAUGCUGCUGGACCUGUGAGCCUUGCGAUGGUUACCAGUACCAGUUUGAUGAGAUGACGUGCCAGCACUGCCCCUAUGACCAGCGGCCCAAUGAGAAUCGGACCGGCUGUCAGAACAUCCCCAUCAUCAAACUGGAGUGGCACUCCCCCUGGGCGGUCAUCCCCGUGUUCCUGGCAAUGCUGGGCAUCAUCGCCACCAUCUUCGUCAUGGCCACUUUCAUCCGCUACAAUGACACGCCCAUCGUCCGCGCAUCUGGCCGGGAACUCAGCUACGUCCUGUUGACAGGCAUCUUUCUCUGCUACAUCAUUACUUUCCUGAUGAUAGCCAAACCCGACGUAGCGGUGUGCUCCUUCCGGCGCGUUUUCCUGGGGUUGGGUAUGUGCAUCAGCUACGCGGCCCUCUUGACAAAAACCAAUCGGAUUUAUCGCAUAUUUGAGCAGGGCAAGAAAUCAGUGACAGCCCCCAGACUCAUAAGCCCCACGUCUCAGCUGGCAAUCACUUCCAGUUUAAUAUCGGUUCAGCUUCUGGGUGUUUUCAUUUGGUUUGGCGUCGACCCACCCAACAUCAUCAUAGACUAUGACGAGCAUAAGACAAUGAACCCUGACCAGGCUAGAGGAGUUCUGAAAUGUGACAUUACAGAUCUCCAAAUCAUUUGCUCCUUGGGAUAUAGCAUCCUUCUCAUGGUCACGUGUACCGUGUAUGCCAUCAAAACUCGGGGUGUGCCCGAGAACUUUAAUGAAGCCAAGCCCAUUGGAUUCACUAUGUACACGACGUGUAUAGUGUGGCUCGCCUUUAUCCCGAUUUUUUUCGGCACUGCUCAGUCAGCGGAAAAGCUCUACAUACAAACUACCACGCUCACCAUCUCCAUGAACCUAAGUGCAUCGGUGGCGCUGGGGAUGCUAUACAUGCCGAAAGUGUACAUCAUCAUUUUCCACCCUGAACUCAACGUCCAGAAACGGAAGCGAAGCUUCAAGGCGGUAGUCACAGCUGCCACCAUGUCAUCAAGGCUGUCACACAAACCCAGUGACAGACCCAACGGUGAGGCCAAGACAGAACUCUGUGAAAACGUAGACCCAAACAACUGUAUACCACCAGUAAGAAAGAGUGUACAAAAGUCUGUCACUUGGUACACUAUCCCACCAACAGUGUAGCUUUUGACCGCUUUCUACAAGGGUUUGCUAUCCCAGCGUCUCCUCAAAAAGCGAUUAAUAAUUGCCAUCUCUGUUCUGCAACUUGAGCUCGACUUAAAGGAAUGGGAUCGAAGUUCACGUGGUGGCAUUUCUACCAGUUCUUAGCCUACAAGGGAGGCAUACAUCAUGUCCCUAAGUCACAAGAAUGAAAUCAAGGUUUCGGCUCAAGCUCACCCUGCACUGUGUGUCCAGACUGACCAAGCAGAAGGGCAUUCUUGAGUUGGGCCAAUGAAAGAAAUGUUUGCUGAGCACCUGUUCUAUGGGCCGCCCUGCACAGACUGGGAAUGGGGCAGCAGCAGACGGUGCCUCUGGGAGCUGAGAGCGAACGGAAAGCUUGAAGGAAGUGGCAACACCUCGGCGUGGCAGGAGCUCCUGGUGCAGGUUCUCACUCGGUGAUCUGAAGCUGCACUUGAGCUCAUCUGAAGGAUGAAGGACUCCAGGGAGCCCUAAGAGGAAAGGCCGCCGAGGCAGGGAAGAGGACGCACAGCGAAUCCGGGGUACAGGAGAACAGGACCUGCUCUGAGCCUUGCAUGCAGCUCCAUGAGGCUGAGGUCUGGGUCUGGGGUCUGGGGCCAGAGGCUCUCAGGGGAUGACAUGCAGGAAGCAGCCUGAGAACUUAGGGCUGGGUCUUCUCUAUCUUUGCACCCCAAGCACAAGGCCUGGCAAAUGCUGAACCCCCAGACCAUGUGUGUGGGGUGAGUAGAAUUCAAUACCCCAGAGAUCCAAGACUGAGUCUUACCUAGAACCUGGUAGAUUCACAGUAGAUACCUACAGACGAUUACUUAUCAGAAAUACUAAAAUACCAAGUCUGCAACCUCAGCAGGGGGAUUGAAUGCUUGUAGAUAAAGCCUUUGCAGUCACAAAGACCACCUAGAUAGGGCAGCAUUUUAGCCUGAUGUUGUAAGUUUCUACGCACAACUCCAAAAAUGGGGUCAGUGCUGCACCUGCACUGCUCUAAGAAGUCUCUCUCUGGAUGUGCUAUACCCAUGUUCAAGAGGCUGUUUCUUGACUUCCACAGACUAUUUUCAUUCACAGGACAAGUGCAUGUGAACAUUCCCAUUGGACAUGAAUCCUAAGCAUUUGCCUUAAGCUGUUAGAGAUUCCGAUUUAGUAGAAAACAAAAACAAUCAGAGUUGCAGUUUUCUGAUUUAUGAGUGCAUUUACUUUGAGACUCGCAUUCUGUACUGAUUUUUGUCUUUUGGUUCCCAAGUAUCAGCUGCACAGGAAAAGAAGCAAGUACAUAUCCUAAAACAAGGUCAAUUUAUCACUGAAAUCUUUCCUCCCCCCAAUUAUUGCGAAUGAAUGUCUUCGAUAUCCAGCUAACGCUGAUUCUUGUUUCCACUACUAAAGAUGUAGCUCAACUUCGCAGGAUUUUUUUUUUUAAUCUUUAAUUUUUGGCUGUACAGUGGAGCUUGGAUGCAUUUUAAAUUAACUUUCUCUAGGAAUCAAAGGUAAUCAUUAUUUCUCUUUAUCAUCUACAUGAAUAUUCUCAUUACUUUUUCCUUUUCAACUUGAAGAUUGGUUUUGAAUUCCCUUUCUUCCUCUGCCCUCCUUCAGCGUGACCCCCGAGGAUCCUGGCCUGCAGGAGAAGCACGGAGGCAACAGCAGAAAAGCCUGCUCUUACUGAGCGGGCCAGGUCGCGGGAGAACAGGGCACGAAGCCGCAGCCUCGCUCUCUGUAAGUGGAAUCCCACACACUGCAGAUGACCUUCUGCUUGCUGUCUUGUUCCUCGGCCCAAACUAAGGCAAAGUGGCCUGGAAGGCUUUCCCUGCCCCUCCGGGGUUGUCUGUCAGUCCCUGUGAUGGGGAGGGGGGAGUCAUCUUCCCCUCCUGUUACACAGAAGCCACCUUCCCUAGACGUGUUACUGUGGAGCCUCCAAGUCCGCUCGGAGAAAGCCCUCCCUUGCAAAGGCUGUGCCUGCGUGAGGAGACAGAAGGAAGCCUUAUCAGCAGCCCCUGCUCAGCUCUCUACGUUUUCUUUUAAUUCACUUUCCUUCCUCCUUUUUUGGUGGUUGCAUUUUCAUCUACCAUGAACCAUCAGAGCUGGAAGGGAUGACAUCUCGGUUGGCAGUGGAGUUGUGGAAUCUGUUCUCUAGUUACAAGCCCUGGUUCUGAGAUGAGUCACUGCAGUCUUUUGAUGGGUCAUUACAAGACUUUCAGCUUGGAGAAAUCGACAGAGAAAGCUAUCUGUCACUCAGCAAGGCUGCUGUGGGACAGAGAGACUCACAGCACCUGAUAUACGAGCCACUCCAUGUAAUCAACUUCGACAGGCACGCUAGCUGGCAAGCUUAGGAGAGUUUAACUACAAAUCAUAGUUCUGGGGUUCAUUGUGAACAAUGGAGUACUGACUAAGUGAAUCAGAGGCCCUUAAUUCGUCCUUGUAAAAACAAAUUUGGUUUCCUUUCGAGGCCAGGAUACAGCAAAAUCAAUUCGCAAAACCUCUGAGAAAUCUUCACUGAUACUUUCAAGCCCAGUAUUUCUCCAAUCUACCAAACAAGGAACUGCCAUUGAGGAUGGCGCUCAUUUACCUCGAUUCUUAUGGCCCAGAAGGGAACUAUGUAGCAGUUAAGUAAUAAUAGCAACAAUGAUAUCAGUGACGAUGAGAACAGUUGCAAGCUAGGGUCUCCACUGCUGCAGAGCCUGGGCAGUACUCAAGGACCCCUGGAUGUGGGUGUUCAUCCACUCAGCCAGCACACAAGGAAACAAAGCCUUGCAGCUGUGUGUGAAGCGUCCUCCUAGUAGCACACACCAGUGAGUGGCCAAAGCAGUUACUCAGGUCCUGUGCUCAGGGACCCUGCUCCCAAACCUCGCAGGACAGACCAUCAUAUAUCCCAUCAGCAUUUACUGUUCUCAGCAGUCGCUUCUAAAGGACUUGAACUUAGUGAAGGUUUGGAAGCCCUCUUCCCCCCCAAGGCUUCUAAGCAAAAAUCUCAAUCUGACUGCAGGGCCACUAUGGAAUAAGGUGGACCCUCCAUUUGUUCUCUGUGGUCUUGCAAGCACUACAACCACUUGACGUAAUUUCACUCCCUGUUGGAUUCUUGUGGCGAUCUGAAAAAUUAAGUGCCGCUGUCCCUGCUUCCAAAAACAGGGUCCUGCUGCAGGCAUUGGGCAGCGAGCAUUGAAGAAGCUGCAUGACACAUCCACAAGUCAUUUCAGAGCGACAGAGCAUAGGGCCCAGCUCCAGUUGUGUUAUCGGCUUCCUGCUAAUGCAUCACCUGAGAGACAGUUGGGUUCCUGACAUUUGGGAGACCCAGAUUGAAUUCCUCAUUCCAGGUGUUUGCUUAGCCCGGCUCUGGCGGGUGCCAGCAUCUGGGUUUGACCCAGUGCAUGGCACAGAGAGCUCUCGAGCACAUAUACCCCACCGACUCUGCCUCUCAAAUCAAUCAGAACCAUUUACUUCUGAUUUUUAUAAAAUGGGCAUGGCAUUUCAGAAGUAGAAAGGUCUAACUUUGAGAAUUCACUGAAAUACACUGAAGAGCACAUAUGAGGUCUACAGGCAAUGCUCAGAUGGGCGCAGUGUGCUCAGGGUUGGUCAUGGGUCUCGGCACACGCAGCCUCCACCUCUGCUGAAGACGGUGGAACUUGGCAUGGGGACAAGAGCAAAAGUAAUCAGGCUUGGAAGAGGAUCUCUACUGUUAAAAACUCGCGAUUUCCAGAACUAACGGGAAAAGAGCCAACUAGCCCCCACCCCAGCUUCGUCACCGACUCCUUCUCUGCUUUUGCCACAGUGGAGCUUUGUAAAGAAAGCGACCACCUGGGUUAUUAGCAUCAGGCUGAGCUGAAACCUUGGUGAAGCUGGCCUCUGAGGAUUAGCAGGAAAAAUCCAGGGCGCUUGCUCUAGGGACCUCAUUCCAUGCCAUGCUCGCAGAUUUCAUGUGCAUUUUGUCCUGUGGUUUGCCCAAGUCCAGACCGAGACUCGAGCUGUUGUUUCUCUUUAGGUAAAAGGGGUGACAGCAACGUGUCAUCUGCACUUGGACGUGGCCCCCGGAUCCCACAGUCGAAGGCAAGUGUCUUCCUACCUUCUUCAAGUGUCCUAAGGAAGCUGUGCUACGUAGCCCAGCAAUGAACUCAGGCAGUGAGAGACCCUGUCUAGCCUGCAUGACGUUCAUCAUCACGGUCCAGUGAGAGCUCUGUCCUCUCAAUUCUCCAAAAUAACAGAAGUGCCAACAGACAGGUCUUGAGACCAGGCACAAGGGAAUUAUUUACGGAAGCUGUGGAUGCCACGGAGCACAAAGCCAGUCUUUACAGUGCACUGGCUCCUUGGUCUCUUCGGGUCAAGUGAGCAAGAAGAGCAGCAUCCUUGAGGGUACCUACCCUAUUCCCCUUUAUAGAAAAGGGGGGUGAAACAAGGGAUCAGCAUGUGAGUCUGUCGUGUGUGCCCAGCAAGAAAACCCUGACUCCUUGGAAAAGACUAUCUCUCUGUGCCUCGGUCUCCUGAUCUGGGAAAUACAACUCAUGUGCUAGUGGUGAGGGCCAAGGAAAGGUAAAGCAUCUAGAACAGAGCUGGGCACAGCAGCGCUCACAAGUUCAUACCGUUACUAUGUCACCUUGGAUUAACACGGUUUUCCUGUCUCUGUUUCUUCCAGGAAGGACCUCUGGAGAUUCUGACCUCUCUACCAUUUGCUCUCUGUACCCAUUCCCCUUGUGUACCAUAAACAAUAAAGUUUGAGAGUGUCAAGACAUCUACGUGCAACUGCUCUGUGUCUGGAAACACCGGCAGGAUUUCCACACUGAAACCCCCAUAUGUCUCCUAUCUUGUCUUCAACCUAUUAAGUAUUGACCAUUUUUGGAACAAUGAUGCCUUAAAGCCAGCAUUUCACUGCACUAUCAAACAAGCUCUCUGGAAGACCUCAUUCGAACACACUGACAUUUCAUUUAAUUUCGUAACAGAGAACUUACUUCCUGAUGUUAGAAGUCAAGAUAUCAAACGUGGUCACCAUCACAGUGAUGUUUCUAUUAAAGCAGGGUUAUAUAUUAGCACUCAGGCAUUUACGGGAAUGCAAAGGACCAGUUCUAAAAAUCCUAUCUAUGGCAGAAAAUUUACCAGGAGAAAAUCUUCUGAUCUUCUGUAACACAUCUUAAUAGCUGUGCUAGUCUAAUUUAAAAUUGUUUGCUUUGGUCCCCCCAACCUACUGCUCACCAAAAGGUCACCUGUGUUAGGGAUGCUUCCUCCAUUAUUUUGAUGUACAUCAGGUUUGAAAAACUUUUUCUUUUCUUUUUUUAGUUUUGCCUAAUACUCAUGUGCUAUUGAUGUGCUGGCAAUCACUUUCAAGUGCUUUCCAGGACAUCAAAAUUGUGUAUUUUGGAAAAGUUAUUUGGGUUCAUCUCACAAGUGGCAACGAGCACCACGCCCCUGGAGUCACCUUGAGCUGUCUGCUGGCUCUGCGAGAAGCUAGCUCAAGGUCUUUCCAAGAGACUCCACAGGCUGGUGUUGCAGACUGGAGAGGAGGCCUCCUGCUGGGCUUGCUGGCUGGGGCAGGACAACCCAGUGCCAUCUUUACUGAAGGCCACGUCUCCAGGGUAACGCCAACACUGAGCUAGGUCAGUAUUUCCUUUUCCUAUACUAUGUGGGCCAAAGUGCAUUUUGUAGGUGCUGUGAGUGGAGGUACCCUGACACAUGCAUUCUACUGAGUACAGUAGAACAACAUUGCAAUGACACAGUCCUCAUCUCUCCUGAAAGAUUACUGUGUGUGAAUCUUCAAUUCUGGUUUCUAUGCUUUUCUGCCCAAAUCAAAUAGUGAAAAUGGUGGACAUAAUCUUCUUCAACCACUGCUCUGAACAAGUUAGCCACGAUCUUGUGGAGAGACCACACAGCACCCAGGUGAAGACGGGUAAUGCUGAAGUGUGGACUCCUGGAAGCCAAAGCCAACAGAUCUGUGGUCUAGAUUAAUGUGUAGGAGUGUUUCUUAUACCUCAUCUGCAAACUAGGCAUAACAUUACGUAACCCUAUCAUUGGAGAGGCAUUUGGAUUAAUUGAGUUAAUACAUAUAAAAUGUUGAAUACCAAUCUUGGGAUAUAAUCUGAUGCUAAAUAAUUUGUUAGAUCUCCUCCUCUUAUCACUGUCACCAAGUGAGCUGCAGCUGUCAGUCCACAAACAGCCAUGAGCCACAUAUGGCUAUCUCAGUUUAAACGAAUUGCAGUUCCAGGAAACUCAACGGUUUGCUCCUCAGUAGCACCUGCCACACUUCAAGUGUUUAAUGGGCAAACGUAUGAGGGCACAUCAAACCUUCAUGGAGAAGAUGCGUUAUGAAAAGACUGUGCAUGGAUGUGAAAAUUACUUUUGCAGCAGUAUCUAUGUUUCAAUUCCCCUUUCCAUGAAUUUUGGAAGCAACCUCACAGCUGUACCCACCGCACCCAACAGACAAGAGGCAGAAGCUUCCCAUCAUCACAGAGAGUCCCACUUGACAGAGCUGAAAUACAGCUUGGACCAAGUCAAAGCAGGAAAAGCACCUCCUUCCCAGAAGACGUGCCAUCUGUCCUCAGCCUCCUCCAAGAAGCUACAGGCUCUCUCUGGGAACAUGGGUACCCAUUUCUUUGUGCAUGUUUCCUAAAAUGCGGUGUGCACCAAACAGUAUGCAUUGCAUGUCGUGAAUUAACAAGAGAAAAACAUUUGCCAGAAAUAGUUUUCUGUCCAGUUGUUUACAAGGCCCUGCCUUUAUCGCUUUGACCCUGCACACAAUUCUGGAAAAGGAUUGGGUCCCCCACCUUGCAGUAGAACCCUGUAUGCUACAGAUAUUCAUGUGUGUCGGCAGCAGAAAAAUGAAGCUCAACCCUCAACCAUAUGAACACAGUCCUCCACCCAACCUGAAACAGGGCAUGCCCAGGCAUGCUUUGCCUGUGAUCAGCCCAUCUGCUGGGGAAAGGCCCAAUCCCUUCCCUCAAGAGCCAUGCCGAUGGCUCUUGUUUGUCUCGUGCAUCAUUGUCUGCUGGGCAUUUGGAUUGUAUUUCAGAGUGAGGCAAAAAUCCUAGCAAAGAGUGGGACCUGGCCAUUGUUACUGGCAAGCCCAAGUUUUACGUCAGUCAUGAACCAUCAGAAGUGACAGGCGCCAGGUAGAGGAGGCCCUGCUGUCAGUCAUCACUGGACACCAGAUGAACUCUUCUGGCAAAAGAAGCCUGGGAAGCUAGGAAUAUGAGCCAGAGUAAGACACAAAGGCCAGCCCUGCUCUACCAGUCCAGCUGGGCAGGCUACAGCUAGGGGACACCUGGGCCCGGAUGGCGAGUGCUCACACCAGGCAGAACUCAGGCAACAUGAUGGCGAGAUAAGGGCAGAGGGAGGGAGAACGGAUGAUUCCUUCAUCCUGUCAACUUGCAUGCAAGCUAUUCAUUUCUCUUAAGGAAAAAUAACGGUUGUACUGAUGAAUCGUGGCAAUAAGGCAGUGUCAAUGACACUACAGCCCAGAAAUAAAAAAAGAAAAAAGACAGAAUCUAAUUAUUUUAAAACCGCAUCACCAAUUAGCUGUUACAAUCAACCUGCCCUUCUGCAACAUUGUAUCCUUGUGCUUCAUUAUUUACUUGCACGCAUUACACCUCAUUUCAACUACAGGGCAUCUCACCGAGGCAGGCACAUCACCCUCAUUUGUCAACGUACAAACUAUGGCCCUAGAAGCUGAGGAAAAUCACCCAAGGCUUUAGAGACAGAAGUGGUUCAGAACUCAUUCCCGACCUCAUGAUGCCCUGGCGUCUCUUCAUUAAGGAGCUGCAAUAUCUUUGAACUGACAAGUUCAUCUGGAGCCAAGGAGAGUCCAACCACAACAACCACCAGCUUUCAUUACAGAAGAUGUAGAUUUACAGUGCUGUCUGGAAAAAAUAUCUCCCUUUCCUGCACCCACCGGUGAUCAGCAGCAAUGAGUGGCCACUUGUCCCCUUAUCUGCAGAGAGUAGAGAGCUCUGCUCAGAAUGGAGAAUGAAGAGUGAUGGCCACGAAGGAGUGAAUUACUGACUUUAGACAGCGACAUAUGCUACGUGUCUCUCAAGGGCCAGGAGGCGGAAACGACUGUGGUCCAGAGCAGUGUGUCUGAGAUCUUUCGCCUCUCAGCACCAACAAUCUGAGCGUUUGCACAUUACUGCACACUUGACAAAGCCACUGCAAACGUCCCAUGUAAAAUGAGGGUUCUCAUUUUCAAACAAGCAGUACUGUGUGGGUAACUCUAAAGUUUGCAGCCAGUCUGAAAGAAAAGCAAACACCUUGCUCUUUCUUUUGUCUGAGAGUAUUUUAGGGAACAAAGAACGUGGACCACGACUGCAAACCAACCAGCAGACAAAUGGAGGACUCUCCAAAAGGCUGAGAUGCAGGGAGCCACAGCCCCAAGGAGGCAGAAUAGAAAGCGUCUCUUUGUCAUACAGUAUGUGUUCACGCCUACAAGAGAUGGGCCAAGAGGACUGAGAGUAGCCAUUUCAAGGACACGUUCCACCCACGCCUUAGUGACGGAGGCAGCAGGUGAGAGGGCGCGGAUGCAGCCAGACAAUCCUACUUCAAGAUCGAGUGCAUGAAACGGGGCAGCAACAGUCCUGUCCAGGGUUGAACAUGGGUGGCGCCCAUGCAGCAGCCGCCAUGCCAGGCACUUCAUUUGCAUUAACAUAUUUAACUUUGUGACUUCAUGGAAUUGACAUCGUUGGGCUUAUUUUACAGACGAGGAAGCUGAGCACAGACAUGUUAACUGCCAACUUCCCCAACAUUGCACAGUGAACAAGUACUGGAUUUUGGAGAUAAAUGCAGGCUCUCUGUACCCAGAGGCCUUAACAAUGGACUAGCCAUGGUGACAGGGACCUGUGGUGUGAGACGGGUCCAUUUCUCAGUACACCUGGACGCAGGGCUUCCGUGUGGCAGGGGGUCCGGUGCUGGACAGUUCCCUGCUGCAGGGAUUAACCGGUGCACUACAAAAUGUUAGCGCGCUUGGCCUCUACCUGGUAGAUGCCAGCAAAACGUCUACCCUGGAGGUAUAAGCAUCAAAACCAUUUAGAAAAUCAUCAAUUUCUCCAGCUAUUGCCCAGUGUCUUCUGGGAGCAAAAUUGCUUCGAGCUGAGGAUCACAAGGCUAGGUGUGACGGUAAGACUGGAGAAAGGAAAAGCCUCUGUAUCAAAAACGCAGCCUAAAAUGACCUCACAUUCCAUUCUGAAGGCUAUGGGAAUGAGUCCUCUAGAGAGAAAGGUACCACGUAGGGCUGAACAACUGCAGAGAAGGAGACAAGAUCAGGGUCAGAGUUGCUGGCUGGGGCAGUGGUGGUGCAGGGCGGGGAGGGGGUAUCCUCUGUGAGAGCUGCAACAGGCACUCUUGAGGCCUCUGAACAGGACACGAUCCGCUCACACUCUGCAACUCCUCGAGCUACAGAGAGCAAGAAUCCUGCCCCGAAGGACUUGUUUCAGCCACAGCCCCUGGGAUAAAGCCAAUCCCGGCUCUGAAAGCUCCAAGUCUGAUUUCAGUACGAAGGCUUGUGAACUGGGGAAGGGCGGCUCAGCCUUGGAAGGCCCUGUGGUGUUGGACCUCACGCCACCACGUAAGGGGAACCCUGUUCCACAGCGUGCGAGAAGCUGCGUGGACAGAACUCUUUCCCGGAGGCUCCGUGACAAUGGAAAGCCUGCACGUGUUCUCCUGCACCUCUGCAUCAACACAAUUUCACACCUCAAGGGUUUUCACAGCAGCUCCUUGUACCAAGAUAGGAAAAUCUAGUCGUCCACUCGAUAUUCUAUAGUGAACAUGCUACUUUUAUGAAACAAAAUCUAGCUUAUGUUUUUAAAUCAGGUUUUAUAAUUACAAUCAAUCUAAGAACCACAUGUCAUGUGCCAAGUUGAGAACAUGGACUAGAUCAUCUAAUUCAGGGCUUUGCAAACCAGCCUUCUCCUUUUCUACUGCCUUUAUGGGCGUCCAGCAAGUUCUUGACAACAUGACUGUGAAGGCUUGGGGAGAAAUAUUUUCUUAGCCCUCUGUAACCAGGCUGCCAUGGCCAUUUUGAACCCAGUGCAGCUACAAGCUUCUAACCGACUUUAUGUUUUCUUCCAAAGAGUGAGCUGGAUUGCCUAAGAAAAGUUAACUGAUCCCCGAGGAAGCGAGCAGAGCCUAGUCGGCUGGACAGCCAGCCACGGUCCAGGGUUCCUGUCCUUGAGGUCGGACACUACUUUACUCAAACACAAAGAUCUUCCCACUCAGCUGCCUCCUCUAUCAACACAAGUUCUCUUGAGUUCAAGGACAAUGGCACGAGCCAAGGUCCCAGGAUGUGUUAUGUUGAACAGUCACUAACUAAUAGCCCUACUGAAGCCCUACUAUAUUUGAGAGAAUCACUGAGAACUUUCGGAGAUCAGACAUACCACGGAACAUCUUAGCAAUCCUUCCCGAGCUCAGACAGGGAAGCAGUCUGCCUUUGGUAGAAGCACAUCCCAGCCAUGACGUGCACAUUCCUCCAUUCCAGGUGGAAACCUGCCCCCAAGAACCACCUCACUGUGGUCUCGGCAGCAGCCUGGGGGCAGGGUGCAGGCUGGAAACGCAUGACCCAAGCGUCUCACAUCAGCAGCUCUCCUAGGAACACCACCCAGCUCUCAGCUUUCACUGCAGUUGGAACAAACAGUAACAGUGAAAAUGGUUUUCAACGGCUUUGUUAAAAAUGUUCCUCACCGUGGAGGACUUCGUUAGAUCAGGCAUUUUGCUAAGAAGCUGAAAUUUUAAACCACUGGAGGUUCCUCGAGCGUUAUGCUUUGCCACUGCAAAGGAUCGCUAAGCUUUUAUAUUCUUCAUAAAUGGUAAAUAGAUUUAGUCAUAAAUAUCCUCUACUAUGUGCUUUGCUGCUCUUAUUUGGAGGCAAGUUGCACUAUCUGAUUACGCAGGAUAAACAUUAUCCAGUGGCCAUCGUAUGGGGACCACAGUCAGCAAAAAGCACAAUUUCUUCGUCAAUGAAAGGGAUCUAAAGACAUCAAACCCCAAACAUCUGCCACGCCUGGUUGGGGAAAGAGGACACUGAGCAGUGUCUUGUGGUGUUUUAAGAACAGUGACCAGCUGGCCUGAAUGCAAACAGUCUGAGGACGUAAGGAAGGAAUUCACAUCGUAGGAUCAGCCGCUAAGUGUUCCGUUCAUAGGUGCUGCCUUCAUUCCCUUAAGAAGUGGAGAAAAAAAACCAAAACCACUUUCUUCUCCAGGAUCAAUCUCGAGAGGAGAGUGAGCAAGCAGCCAGGAAACUCUUUAACCAGAAAGCCACCAGCGCGGUGGAAAUGAGGCCUUUGUUCCCUCUUUCCCUCAGGAAUCGGGAACAUGAAAUCGUUGAGAAUAUUUGGGGACUGCAGCGGUGGGGCUGGCGGUGUUCUGAGACGUGCCUGGAACUGGUGGAGAGUGAGCGGCUCUGGCACCUAAGGAAAAUGAUGCGACCGAACCAGCAAACAGCCCAGCCCUUCCAUGAAGGUGUUUCUCUUCUGCAGUGCCCACCAGUCCCCUUGGCUGUUGCAGGCCUGGUUCUGGAAGCUCAUGCAGAACACACAGGUUACCAUUGAUUCACGCAUCUCUUCUGACCUCAGUAAAAGUGGAGGGACUGUCAUUAAACUGGUGAUGCAGCUUCCAGUGGAAAAUUGCUUUUCAUCCCAAACCAUUGGAUGACGGAAUCCUGAUGGCAGAUUUCUCCACUGGAACUUUGAGGGGUCUUCAGUGAGUUCACGGGAAAUCCACAUUAUGAAACACGUGUAUGGAUCACAAAAAGUUCCUUGCAUCAAAAAAAAAUCUUUCAAUUCCAAUUUUCCUCAAGCUUUUGGACGCGCCUGUGUUGGGAAGCCAGACGCUGGGCUCAACAGGAUGCGGCAUCACCCACGCUCUGCGGGCCUGCUCAUCACGCACCAUCUGCGAGUAGACGUGUUCAGCCCCUAAGUUCUGGAUACGGUAGCAGACACUGCCUACUCCUCCUGGCCACUGGACUUUCCUCUUCUAGUAUAGCCCUGUGCACGUGCUAGAUGGACCAUCCUUUUUUUUUUUUGAGCCAGCUCAGAAAAUACAGGGGAAAUUCAAUGCAUGCAUUUGUAACUAACAUGACCCAUGUGACUUCACUGAGCCACAUAAAUUUUAAAUAAGGAAAGAGUGGAAAAGAGGAGACAAACAAGGAAAAACAUUUCUCUUCCUGCUUUCCGUGAUCAGCCUCGAGCCAGGCCUCCAUCUAAUGGGGAGAGAGAAGGCUUGCAAAAAUGCAAAGAGAAUCCAAGUUCAUUAAUCACAGAGGCCAAGGCUUCAGUAGCUAAAGACUCCAGAAAUCCUGACUUGGAUCCUCUUUGCAUUCUUUGUGAUCAAUGAAUAAUGUAAGGCAGCCAUUCUCAAAUGUUAAUGCCCAUACCAUCACCCAAGGGUCUUGUUAGAACACAGGACUGAACUGAAAAAUGUGCUGAGGCUGCCUCCCUGGUGGCCCCCCAAGGGAGGACCACACUGCUGGUUUUUGGACCACACUCGGGGAGAUGGUGUAUUUAAAGGGUCCUGAAGGAAAAUUUUGACUCUGCCCAACUUGUACUAUGCAUGCCAACUAAAAAUCCUAAUCCCUAUGGAAGAUGUGAGUCUGCCACACAUAAAUGCUUCAAUCUAACCUCACAAAGUCAUUGCACAAUUUACAUGGUGAGUGUGAAAUCUUGCUAUAAUUCAGUGGCUAUUGUUACCUGAAGGUGGUUCCGUCUCUCAGCAUGAAACAUUAAAAUACAGCAAGUUACAAUGCUACUUCGGGGUGUUUUAAGCUAUUCUUCUAAGUAUAAUGGCUUAAAACACCUCAAGGAAUAAAAGCAUAAAUAAUGAAAAUAUCCAAACCCCAUUUACACUGUCAUACGUACGGAUCUUAAUUACAGACUACAGAUUUUCAUCUAAUUGCGAACACAAGUCAGGUCUUGAAUAAUUGGGAGGAGGAAGGGCUCAGCUUAUCUUAGAAAUAGUUUCAGUACAAAAACAUUCUUGUUUUUCAAAUAUCAUUGUUACAUUUUAAAACACAGAAAUACAAGAGAUAAAGAUACUAUUUUUUUUUUUUUUUAAGAAAAGCUGGUACACAUAACUCAACAAAGGCGUCUCAUAGCAAGAUGAGCACUCCGUGAAUCAGGGGUGCUGUGACAUUGUGGCUGCGGCUCUGACUGCUGGCUGGAAUUCCUGGGCACUUUGAACAGUGCCCCUGCUUGGGCAUGUCCUCCAGGAUUCUCUAACUGGUUGAGGAUGAGCUUCCUCCCCAGGUGCCCCCAGGGCAGCCGGGGCUGAGACCACUGCUCUAACACAGAGAUCUUCAACUGCCACCCCACAACCAGUGCAUCUGCCUAGAACUGCACAUUCCUGAGCCUUGGCCCCGACCGGAAUCAGAACUCUGGGGUUCGGACUCAUCAAGUUGUUUCUUACACAAGCUCUGUCCCGAGAAGGACCCUACUCAGUGUUCCUACUUGAGGACCCUUCCAGAGAUCCCCGGGAAGACCGGACGUUGAGACAUUUUUGUUCUGAUCAGCAGCCUCUCUCCAGGGUGUUCAGUCCAAAGACGGAUAGGCUACUUCUAACCUAAGAGUCUCCUGGGUGGAAGGCAUCUUAGUUUUAUUUAAUUAACAACUUAAGGAGGGCUAUACUGCUCCCAAAAUGUGAUCUUCCUUAACGCCUGAACACCUUGAGCCCCGGGAGCCCAUCUCCUCCUGGCCCAGUAUUUUCCGUCUCCCAAGGCUUACUGGGAAGAAGCCCUGUAGGAAGUUUUCUAAGAGGAGUCAGCUGUGCUUACACUGACCCCUGCAGUGGUUGUUAGCAUCCGGAGGCUACGCAGACACUCACGUGAGGUUUGCUGGAAACAAACUUUGUGUACUUACAGUAACCGAGUUCAGAUGUUUUCAAAAAUAUAUUAAAUAUAUAAUUUUAGUUGUAUCAAACUCCCAAACUGAGUAUUUUCAAAAUAUUGAACAGAAACUCGGGCUUGCUGUUUCAUAGCCGUUUAUGCGCGUGGAGAGCUAACGACAGCUCCUGGUCAACACUUCAUUGUGAACACCUCUUCACCAUUUCCACUUUUAGCUGAUACCGAGAGGGAUCACACAAAUCUAUGAACCACCACAUGAUGUCUCGAUGGACACACACACACUGUGUAAUGCUCCAGCCGAGGUCAGCAUUUCUCUCCUCCCAGACACUCAUCCUUUCUUGAUGGUGAAAACAUUCGCAAUCCUCCAGCUUUAUAUAAAAAUACCCAGAACAUCCCCCUUACCUACAGUCACCCCACUGUGCGAAAGAAUGCCAGAACUCCUGUCUCCCAUCCAACUACAAUGCAGCAGGGGUUAACUGAUCUGUUCCCGUCUAUGCCUGCCAUCACCCUCCACAGACCCUGUGAACCACCCUUCUCCUCUCAACUUUCUUCACUAUCUACAAAUUCUUCACUUAAAAACUACAUGAGAAACUCUGUAUAGGUAGACAGCAAACAGUUUAAAAGUGUUUUUAAAGCAUUUCAGAAAUGGCUAACAGCUGCAUUUAAAGAAACCAACAGUGUCCCCUUUACUGAAAAGUUGUCAUAUUAUGAUGUCACCUGAUAUUAUGAAAGAAUGUCUAAUCCAGGUCAAGCUAUUUUUUCUCAGUGUGCUAAAUCAUGACUGUGGUUUACAUAUAUUAUUUUUAAAGAUUUAUUUAUUUAUUUGAAAGGUAGAGUUCCAGAGAGGUAGAGGCAGACAAAGAGAGAGAGGUCUUCACUUCCCAGAUGGCCACAACUGCCAGAGCUAUACUGAUCUGAAGCCAGGAGCUUCUUCCAGGUCACCCACGUGGGUGCAGGGGCCCAAGGACUUGGGCCAUCUUCUAUUGCUUUCCCAGGCCAUAGCAGAGAGCUGGAUCGGAAGUGGAACAGCCUAGACUCAAACUGGCACCCACAUGGGAUGCCGGUACUGCAGGCGGUGGCUUUACCCACUAAGGCAUGGCCCCUAGAUAUACUAUGAGAACAAUGACAGAUCGUCCAAAUUUAGGUGAUUUUACUCCUGAUCAUUUGUGUGUACUAUGAAAACGAGGGCAAUUUCUCUCACGCACAAAGCCAGUUGUCCUGAGACCUUUACAAGGAUACCCCUAGCUCUGUGUUUGUAUAUGACAGUAACUGAAAAAAAUGCAUGGAAACUUGACUGCGAAAAAUGUUUACUUUGGAGCUAAAAAAUUGAAAUCUAAGUGUUUUUUCCCUAACGUGCAUUCUCUGUGGACUUGGUGAAGACCUGCCGUCCCUGUGUGAAGAGCGCAGGUGAUAGAGUACGGAUGAACUUUCUACCGCCUACAAUUCUCAUACAAACUGCAAACCUGGGCGGCUUCCCAAAACCAUCCUUUUUCACAAGUUGCUAGGAGAACUCCCUGAGCUCAGUGAAAGCUGCUAUGCUCACAAUAGCUUUCCACUGGGAAAGGACACAGGUUAAGAUCAGCCACAGAAGCAGCACGCAGAAGAGAAUCCAGGAGAAGCAAUCAGCACGGAGUCCCUGCCAUGCCAUGGAGUCAGGGGCACCCAACCCUGAGUAUCCGGGUCUCACAGCACACAGAGCACUGCAACACGGGGGGCUCCGUGAGCCUCAGUCUUCAGAGCGCUUCGUGGUGCUCCAUUCUGUGCGCGAGAUUAAUGACUGACAAGUGAUUCACCCCGUCUCCUGUUAACUAAGAACGCCCGCUCCAAGGCAUCCAACUCGAGUCUCAUUGCAUCCCCUCCUGCGUGACCAGCAUCCACCCUAAAAAGCACUGCCACUGCCCGGCUAGCAGGAGAGCACAGAGUCUCCCCAAACUAAGACUUCUUUGGGGAAUGGUGCAAUUCUUGAUGAACAGUAUACCAAGGACAUACCAGCGCAAGUUAAGUCAACAGUGUAUUCAAAUGGGUACGCAGGCUUGUAGAAAUAUGCCACUCUUCUCCUAAUGAGCAGUGUGAACUCACUCAGAUUAGAUCCCACCUUCCCCAGCAUUACCCUUCAUUCUCUAAGAUAGAAAACAUCUUCUAAGACUCUCUCCUGUCCCUUGCUAGCUUCAAAAAUCCUGUUUCUUUUGGUCAAUUUAGAAAAUGCAUUCUUUGAAAAGACUGCCAAAAACAGGCUUAAUAAUAGAACUGUUUUAGAUGCUUUAAUUGAUUUACUUUAAUAUUUUCCUGAAAGGCAGAAACAGAGGGACCGAGAGCCAGAGAGGGAGAGAUCUCCCAUCUGCUAUUUCACUCUCUAAAAUGCCCACAACAACCAAGGCUGGGCCAAACUGGACAGCAAUCUGGAGCUCAUCCAGGUUACUUACUUAGGCCGUGACCUGUGGCCUCCCAGGUUGCAGGAAGCUGGUGUCAGGAGAGGAGCUGGGGCUCAAAUCCAGCAUAUUAACAGGGGGUGUGGCAUCUAGUGUGUGCACCAGCUGCACACAGGCCCCAUCCCCGUGUUAGCACCUUCACCCUUCUCUGAACUCAGUUCCUGUGGAACUGGGCAGCAUUCAGCUCCCAGGGGCUUCCCUUCCUUUAUUGCAGGAGAAGCUAGAAGGGAACUCGACAGCAGGAUGAUCAUCCUUUGAGCGUAACCGCUGCGUGUUACGUAGCAGUUGGGUUCUAACUACUCCAUUCAGCAACAUCUAGCAGUUUCCAUGGAGACCGAUGCUGGACACAAGGCUUAAGUGAUGCUGCAAUUAUCAGGAGCACCAUGUGAGGUUGGCACGGUCACUGAUCUGGCAUCUUUUUAAAAAAAAUUCUUUGUAAUUAAAACUAUCCAUUUUGCAGCAGAUUGAAAAUAUUAUUUGCCAAACACUAGCAGAUGGCAGAGACUUCAUGGUCACCAGAAAUUUCCAGAAUCACGUAGGCCAGAUGCCUCCAAUGCAUUCCCAGGAAUGAAUUUCAUCCCUGGCAUCGGCCACAGACUUUCCGAGUUCCCAUCAUGCUGUCUCCUCCCCCAGCUCCCCGUCGAGUGGCAGCCCGCACUGUGGGCUCCUGGUCCACGAGUCCCACGUCUGUGACUGCACAACAGAACACACUGCUGUAAUGGUUUCAAUUCUCCUUCUUUCCCUUGCUCUAUAAAACAAGCUUUUUAUUGACUUUUCCAGCUUCAGAAAAUUGAAUUUUUAGCUGCGUAUCAAAUGGGGAAACUCACAGGGCACUCAGGCUGGCUAAUUUCUCAUAAUUACAGGGUUUCACACAAUGUGCCGGUUUCUCUUAUGCCAUUUUCUUUUCCUUGGAAACCUCUGUUUUGUUCUUUAUUUUUUGACUUUCAGAUCCAACAACACAUAUCUAGGUUUUGGUUUUGCACAGAUUUAUUUCCUUUAUUUUAAGCCUAUGAAUAUUGUUCUGUAUAAUGAGAUGGAGUUUGGGUUGAUUUCAGGUUAAUACAGAGAACACAGUGAAAAGUAGUAUUACAUACAGAGCAUUAGCAAGCAAGGGAAAGAGCAAGCAAGGUGGUGGGGCAGCUGGCUGCCUGGCAAGCGGAGGUUGUGGACAGACACAGGGGAAAGGAACGCCUCCUGCAUGGUCAGCAAGGACAGGGAGACCAGGAGCCGACGGGGAGGGAGCUUGGAGUCUGUGGGAUACAGUGACAGUCGGGAACCGAGCUAGGAAGGAUACUGUGCCCUUCACAGGCGUGGGCAGGAAGUUGGUGAGAGUGUGCAGAACGAGCCGGGACCUUCUUUCCUAACAGCCAAGGCAGGUGCCUGGAAGAGAGGCAGCGGCAGAUGGGACGGAGCCUUCUAGAGCAGUUCCAGGGCUGGCAAAGUGAUGGCGAGGAUCCCCCCCCCAUCACAGUCAGCUGUGCACCCAGGGGCAGGACUCCCCCAUCACAGUCAGCUGUGCACCCAGGGGCAGGACCCCCCCAUCACAGUCAGCUGUGCACCAGGGGCAGGACCCCCCCAUCACAGUCAGCUGUGGACCAGGGGCAGGACCCCCCCUAUCACAGUCAGCUGUGCACCAGGGGCAGGACUCCCCCCCAAUCACAGUCAGCUGUGCACCCAGGGGCAGGCCCCCCCCAUCACAGUCAGCUGUGCACCCAGGGGCAGGACUCCCCACAUCACAGUCAGCUGUGCACCCAGGGGCAGGACCCCCCAUCACAGUCAGCUGUGCACCCAGGGGCAGGGCCCCCCCAUCACAGUCAGCUGUGCACCCAGGGGCAGGGCCCCCCCAUCACAGUCAGCUGUGGACCCAGGGGCAGGACCCCCCCCCAUCACAGUCAGCUGUGCACCCAGGGGCAGGGCCCCCCCAUCACAGUCAGCUGUGCACCCAGGGGCAGGGCCCCCCCAUCACAGUCUGCUAUAGACCCACGGGCAGGACGCCCCCCAUCACAGUCAGCUGUGCACCCAGGGGCAGGACCCCCCAUCACAGUCAGCUGUGCACCCAGGGGCAGGACCCCCCCAUCACAGUCAGCUGUGGACCCAGGGGCACUGAGGGAGGCACAGCUUAGAGGGCAGCUAGGUUGGCUUCCCUUAAAUCAUUUAUAAUUUGAUUUACUAAACUAUUCAUACAUGUAAUGAGUAAACUGCCAAUCUGAUGACAGCAAAUGUACACCUUGUGCAACUCUCCACUUGUGAGUCUGUACAUGCACUUGUGGGUACUCAGCUUACAGACGGAGCACUCGACCUGUCUACAGGAAAGGGAGGGGUCAGGGCGGAGGUGGCUGAGCGAGCUCUGCCCGUCGGCGUCACACACAGCAACCUCCCCACCCUCUGCCGUCCUGGGGUCUCGAGUGGGCUUCAUGUCUGCUAGGUUUCCAAACAAGUCUGAAAUCUCUCCACUUCCGGGAAGCAGCCCAGUGUGCUCAGUCUCCUGGAAAACAGUCACUGUCAAGGUCUCAAACGCCUCGCGUCGGUUUGCGGGAACUUAGACUGCGGACGGGACUCUUUUGUGACACAGGAAGCUGCCAGGUGGAGGCACUCAAUGUGUGUAGGAGGACGGAGCACCUGGGCACCCAGCGCUCCCCUUCACUCCCCGCACCCCAUCGCUGUGACGCCCAUCUGCACAGGGCCCAAGCUCCUUCCUUCCCCGUGACCUGUGGGUGAUCCCCAGGUUCAUGGUGGCUGGAGACCCUCUGGAAUCUAAGUGCUGAUAAGUCUAAGUUUUAUACAUACAUGCACACAUGCACAUGUAUGUUAUAGGCUUAAGAGGGAUCUGCAGAGAGUUCAUGGGAAUGAAUUUUUACAUAUGAAUGCCUUUUUGGUGCAAAAUUUGAAAUCCAUGCAUGAUUUUUUCAUAAUAUGCUUUUCAUAUAUUAUUAAACAUGAGCACCAAAGUGUUCAUACUUUUACUCCCAUUUGUACAUGAAUAUUUAAUAUAGAAGCACAGCACAUGAAGUGUACUUGUCUUAUUCGAUAGCACAGGGAUUGUGCUGUUGCUCUCAUCUUGACUCACAUUCCCAUUUUUUAAGAGUUUCAGCAGGUUUCCCCCAAAAGUAAAAUAUCUGUAAUCAGCCUCACUACUGAAGCAAAGGAUGCUGACAUUAAAACUCUGAUGCCAUUCUCAUCCCAAACUAAAAACACGGAACAGGAGAACCCUACGGGGCCCAUUUUUGCUGCAGCAAAAGGCUCUGCCCAAAGUACAGCCCGUCACUCCCUGGCGCAGCCACCCUGGGAGUCACUGAGAGCGUCAGGAGUCCUUGUUCUGUCACUCACGGCCCUGGGACCGUGCCAGACACUGCCACCAGGGAUAAACUAGGACCUCAGCCCCUCAGUGUGGGGGACAGAAAUUCUGAAAGCACCUGCCCGGGUCUCAUCUCCUCCCGACACCAAAGUCCUGACCUGUACUCAUUCACACUGAAAGGUGCUGGUGCUGAGUCCUUCAACUAGACCACUUUCUGCCUGGCACCUGCCCUCCUCACCUGCUGACCUGGUGUUGGCCUCAGCCUCUGUGUGCAGUCCCUUCCUGAGACUAGAGUGCCCCCCAUCCACCCCCUGAGCCCCACAGCUGCCUCUCACACACUCUCCUCCUGGGGUCGUCCUGUUUCCUUCACUCGUCCUCGGUCAGUACUUCCCAAGUGGCAGGUACCAUGAUGUCUAGGACAGGCCCUUACCCACGCAGACCUUGGAUUUGUUUUCAGGAAACCAUCAAGGCAGCCUACAGAGACAGACUGGGGCUGGGACUGGCUAUGUUCAACAAUGCAUCCCUGAGGAGGUGACACAAAGGCGAGAAGGCACAAACCAUGCAAAACCACUGGGGCGGGGGUCAAGGCAGUCAGGGCAGAGCCUGCCUAAGAUCAAGUUCAAAGACCCCAAGGCAGCUGCAAGGUCAUCAUGGCCAAGGACAAGGCCAGUGACCACAGUGCUCAGGUGAGCAGGAGACAGCAAAGAGGUUAGAGCUGCAGGAAGGGGCUGGUGCUCAGGGCAGACUCUGAUCAGGAAGGGGAGCCACUCAACUUCCCACAACGGUGUGGGGAGACUACACCAGAGCUGACCGCCUGGAUAUGGGAGGCACUGGGGAGACUCCCUGCUCAGUUGGCAGUGCAGCCACCGGCGGUGGGGGAAUGGCUCCUGUGCCGGGGGUUCCCAUUCUCUCCCCCCCUCACCUGUAGAUCGCAGGCAGUGCCACAUCACCCUCACAGGUGCUUCUCUGAGAUCCACGCCCUCUAAGGAUGCAGCUCUGGAAAGUGCCGACUCACAAGUCACUCUGAGAUGUAGGUAGCGUGCUACUCAAACUACUCAAACGGCGUGAGUUGAGGGUUCACAUCAAGACCCGAGAGGCUCCUGGGAGAGUUUUCCAACACUUUUGCAGGAAGUGACUGCUGACAUCCAGGCACACAACUGACCACAGCAGAACACACAGUACCCACGGACCCUUGGCCUCAGACUUAGGAACACCCUGAGAGAACCCCAAUCACCCCACUCACGCUGAUGUACAGGGGAUGGAAUGGCACACAGAAGGUACCCCCAGCUCUGCGUUUAACUCCCUGGGAAGCCCUCAGGCAAGUUCACCCGCCUUGGCCUCAACUUCCACAACCAACAAAGAAGCUUAUCACAUGAAAUGAUACUGAGGAAGUACAAGGCUUGAUGCCAUUAAUGAGUUACGCUGUUGACCUGGGGGCAGGUGUAGCAUUGUGUUGGGAGCCCUAGACUGCGUGGCCUUGAAUGACCAAGUUCCUGGAUCUCAGCUGCAAUUUUCUCAUCUGUAAAAAUGACUGGAAGAUGAUGCCUAGCUCACAGGCCAUGGUACCAAAUACAGUUCUUAAAUAAUGCAUGUGAAGUAUACAUCAAUGAUUAAAACUAUGAAAUAAGCGGCAUUUGAUAGUACUGCCAUCAGCAGGAAGGGCCACAGGUGCUGUUUCCUUAGCCGUGGUGGGAGUCUGCCUUCCGCUCUCUGCUCAUCUGAUGCCUGGGAAGUAGAAGUGUUUAUCUUGUGAAGAAGCCAAACUGGACAAAAAGAACAGCACGACGAAAAUCUACCCACAGCCACGGUGUCUCCUCCCAGGAAAGGGAUCGGGGGAGCCUGAGCCUUCACUCCUCUUGACGCAGACUUGCAAAGAGAAACCUUUCUCCGCCCAGGAUGCCUUUCCUUUGUGUGAAUUCUGUUCAGUGAGUUCCAGUGCCAAGGGAAAGCAGUGAGCCACACAAGGCAGGAAAACAAAGCACUCUACAGAUCUGUGUCACCCCCAAAGCUUGCCCAUGUCCCUGAGGCUUUAGGAACCAACCCACGCUUGGGGAGAAGACACGUGCACACACUCUGUGUUACACAGCUAUGGUAAGGAACAGAAACACUUGAGCAAGCAUUUUGGCAUCUGAACCAAAGCACGGAACACAGCCUUGGUCUGCGUCGGGUGUCUCCACUUUCCUAUUAUCGAUAAUGUGGACAGCACCAAUUCUCCUCUGAAUUUUGUGUGCCAACAAGGCCAAGAGUGAUGAGCAGAACUUGACCUGGAUGGAGAGUUGUGGAACUGGCAACAUGCCACGUUUGACUGGCAGACCAACAGCAGCACACUGCUCUCACUCCUGGCCAGUUAGAAAUGCUCACGCCCAGGCUCCAGCCCAGAUGGGCUGAGAUGGAAUCUAUCCCCCAGCAGCAUGCCCAGGUGACUCAUGUGCACGGCACCACUGGAUAGGUGCUCACUGGCUCUGCUCUUCCAACGCACCCCACGCUAACCCGAGGGCUUGGAUCUGUCCGCUCGGUUCAUCAGCCAAGAUAUCACUAUGACGCAGUGGCCCGCCGAGUAACUCUGGUAUCUAACAGUGGGCUGGGUUCUCAGAGUUGCAACUCAGCUGUUUCUUUCCAAGCCUGCAGACACAGUCACAAUCCACUGGUCCACAGGGUUAUACUGGCGAGCAACUUCUGAACUACACGGUAGCUUCAUUCCCACCUGUGCAAGGCUGCAGGUGGACAACACUCAGCCUUACGCCCGGGUGUUAUGGACAAUGACCAAAGAAACCAAACGCCUUCGGGCAGAAAAGCACACAGUUGAUUUACACCUGUGGACCUGACUACACUUGUGUCUCAGAGUCAGGCCCCGCUGCUCCGUCUUCCCCUACUUUUACACCCUAAAUUUAGCAAGGCCAUUGGGAGGAGGUUGAGGCAGCUUUGAGGAGCACGCUGCCAUCUUAGGCCCCUGGGGAUUAACAAAUCACAGCUGCAAGGUAAGCUAGGUUUACAAACAGGAACGAGUAAGUUAUAACUUAAAGACAGUUUCAGGACGUACACAAUGAGCUUAUCUAAGGUAUGUGGCUAGGUCUUUAUGGCAGGUGGGGAACCUAACGGGUUUCUAAGUCAACAUUGGUUUCCUUAGACCUAGCUGGCCCUUUGAUAACAAGGGGGAGGGAGUCUGUAGCAUUCCCUCCAACUGGUCCUUGAUGGCAAGUGGCAGAGGGUUUGUAACACAGGUACCAAGCAGGUAGCUUCUCUUCACGGCCAAAGUGAUGGCAGCACCUAGCCCUCCCCUUGCCAGGAACACAACACUCUCCUAGGAGUACAGACAAGCCUCCCAACCAGGGCAGAGAAAGGGCCAAUUCACUGCUUCGGUGGGGUUUAAGGCAAUUCCCCAUAAACGGCUCACCGGUGUCAGGUUCCAGUAUCAGAGCCCUGUUCGCGCUGGUUUCGCCUCUUCUUCCCAUCAUUCAAGGGACAAAGCUUCAGGCCCACUCUCCCGUGACUGGACAUGUCCCCACUGGUCAAGCUGCUUCUCUCCCUCUCUCCAUCAUAGUUCUUUACAUAAACACCAGGACACACACUUGGGUCACCUGAAACCUAAAGGCAUUGUGACCUCCGGCAGGCCAAACAUGAAUUCGCCCAAACUUGUUCCCUCCAACAAACUUCGCUUUCUGGACUUCUUACAGAUGAGAGAGAACUUAUCAGGGAUUCCAAAAUGUCCAUGGGAAAAUGGGAUCAGCAGUGUACUUUGACACAAAGAAGGUCGGAAUCCAUGCAUAGUCAUUUACAACAUACACGUUCUGUGAACUUUCUGAAGAGUCCUUUGAGGCCUUACAGCAAUCGAGAUGCAGAAUGUCCUUCUUACUAAAAUAGUGCACCUGCCACCGACGGCUGCUCCCUCAAACUCCCAAUCUGACUUUUGUUGUGCUGGCAACCCAUUCAUUUCCACCCUGCAUUUUUCUGAUUUAAACAAUGGUUUUUGAGGGAAUAAAGUUUGCCAACUUUCUUUUUAUUAAUUUUUGGUUUUUAAUUUUUAUUUUGUUUUUCACAGAAUCAAUACAGUUCAUAGAUAAAACUCAGAGAAUAUGAUGUUCCCUCCUUCCCUCUUUUUCUUUCUUUUUUUUUUUUUUUAGCUUUUGAGAUAACACCUUUUAAAUUUACAUUACAGUAAAAAGGCUUAACGCUUCACCAAAUAAGAAGCUAAACAAACAGAAAGCAGCAAGAACCUAGUUUAGUGGGAAUACAGACAAGGACUAUAAAUACUAACAGAAUGUAAGUUUUUCAGAUUUCAAGGAUGUUUGUAAGAGGAUGAUUUGUUUUGUAACAAAGUUCCUUUCCAACAGUGCAUUUACAGGGGCAAGUCACACACAGUGUUCUACAAAGGGAAUCAGCGAAAUACUACAGCUCCUCCUUCGAAAUGCGAUAGGGAACUUCGGAGCAAUCUGAAUGUAAAUGUGGCUUGUGACUGUAGUGCAGCAGCAAAUAUUUCCUGGGGUGUGGGAGCUUCCUGGAGAGGCUUCCUGGAACUCACUCACGUACCUGGGAGCUCUCUGCUCGCAGAUCACAGCACACUCAAUGCGGUGUCCUAUGGUUCUCAGAGCCUGACACGCCACACACCCAGGGUUAGUGCCGUAUGCACGCCACGGCAGUACUGUGCGCCAUGCAACUUAACGGACUCGAACAAGAACUUCCUAUUUUCUCUGCAGGGAUCAUCACUCAGUCGGUCAUGACUAUACAGCAAUGGGUAAACACCACCACCAGAGGAUGAUCUGCCUUUACCUCUGAAUCAAGUCAAGGGUGGCUGCGGAGAAAGACGAACGCCUUGUGUUGAUCAGGCACAGAGUCCUGAACACACGUGUAUUUCUUUCACUGACCCCAACAGCAGAGGGACAUCAUCGGUGGUCCCUCGCUGGGUGGGUGCCAUCCACCCAUGUGCAAAAACCGCAGCUGAGCAGGUGCACCGUGCGUCCUGCCUAAGGCAGAGGCGAGGACGGCACUGGGCGGCAGACGGCUCCUGCUCUGAGCAACAGCACCACCCGCUCUGCCGUCCUUUCCAGGGCCUUGGGCCCAUGCAGCAACCUCUGCUCCAUGUUCUCUAUACCACGUGCAGGAAGAGCCGUUGGCACUGAAGGGAAAUUAGAGGGGGGGAGGGGGAGGAUGAAGACGAUGAUGAUGAUGCUAGGCUGUGAGGGGACAGAAGUCUCGUGCCACUGCUCUGAGCAGCUGCGCGUCCCAGUGACCGCCCCCAAAUGUCAUCUCCCAUGGGAGUAGGAGAGUCAGGAUGGGGUGAAGAGCCUUGGGUGCUCCCAGAGGUCAAAGCCCAGGCCCAGACACCUACAGUUGUUUCCUGAAUGAACAUCCAGAAGCUUCCACCACACACAUCCUCACAGCCGCCCGCUCCACGGUGAGGAGGCUCCCAGCUGCAGCUCUGCUGCCCCAGGCCAAUCUGCUCAGGUGGGCUGUGGCCUAACUCACCAGGAGAGACGCCAGGGGCUGCGACACAAGCCAACACAAAUCCACAAACACAAGACCAAGCCCACAGGAAGCAGAUUUGAACUCUGCAAUCCACUAUGAAAACCUAACUAGAAAACAUGGUUAUUUUAGUGCAAAAGCCAUUCUGAAAAAAAAAUGCAUUUUCAUUCGAUGUAUUUCCUAUCAACUGCUUCAGGAUCUCGUGUAAGCUAACAAGGAAACUGGUCCCACAAUCCUUAUCACCCUGGUAGUGCCUCUCUCGUGAUUAAAAGAAGUUUUUUCUCUACCGUAUCUCCUUCUGUGUGGUGGCAGAAACAAAGCAGUGAAGAGAGGGAACUUAAGACGUGAACAUUUCCCAGUACUGAUAAAAUACGACCGCGAGGGACUUUCCGAUGCUUACUCGAUGUGUUUAUUAACUGCAUGAUUUGCGCAUCCU